Messenger RNA from Lodderomyces pseudojiufengensis, 2265 nucleotides. RefSeq lists its product as uncharacterized. The record is from RefSeq and is a predicted model, not a curated record. The coding region runs from base 1 to 2265 and encodes 754 amino acids. Lineage: Eukaryota; Fungi; Ascomycota; Pichiomycetes; Serinales; Debaryomycetaceae. The transcript has a single exon.
AUGUCUGAUUCAAAAGAAUUGUCUGAAACAAUACAAUCAUUAAACCUCGAUGAUGAUGACGAUGAAAUAAACAAUCUUCUUCGGAAAGCUCUUAGUUCAAAACUUGAAAGUUCAGAACAAAUUAAAGUGAGAGAUGCUAUUCAUAAAUCAAUUGUAAAAGAAAAAUCAAAAGCAUUAUUAAAUCUUUUCAAGAAUAAUUCACAACAAUUCUUACAUUUGCUUCAAAAUAUCAAUGAUCUGGGAUCCAUAUUAGUUGAUAUAGCACACAAAAGCCAUAUAGAUGAAAGUCAAAUUCAAAAUUUAUUAAGUUUGAUUAGAAGUGAAAUAAGUCAAAAUAAGGAUGUUAAAUAUUAUUUGGGUUUAUACAGUAAUAUCAUUACUAAUUUCAAAUAUACCAAUCCUCAACACCUAGAUUUAUUUUUAAAAUAUGUAGGAAAUGAUAAAGAAUUAGAGAAUUUGAUUUUGGUAAUUAUAAUACAAGAUUUGCAAUUGUAUAAAAAAGAUACAGAAGAGACUAUUCAAGGAUAUUUGGAGUUAUUAGCUGAAGAUUUGAAUUUAUCAAGUACUCAGUUUAAAAAUCUAGUAUCUACUUUGUCAUUAUGUUUUCCAAUUGUUCCAGAACUUUGCUCAAAGAUUUAUAUGGAUGAUAAUACCAAAACGCAUAUUGCUCAACAUUUAAAUUCAACAAAUGAUAUACUCAUACUAAAAUUAUUUUCAAAUUCAUCAUUAGUUGAAAAUUGUAGAACAUUCACUGUAAACAAUUACUUUCAAUUUUUAUUAAAUUGUUUUAAAUCCAAAGAGGUUGAAAAAAAAAUAUUAGCAAGUUUAGUUUUGGUAAAAUUAUGGACAUUUAUUCAAGUUGAACAAAAAUCACAAAUUAAAAUUACAGAUUUAGCUGAGGAUUUUUUAUUAUAUAUUGAUGAUAAUAAUAAUGAUUUUGAAAUUUUAGAAUAUUCAAUUGAAGGAUUAAUUUAUUUAAGUUUAUUUUGGGAAGUUCGGGAAUUGAUGAGAGUUGAUGUUACAUUUAUUGAGAAUUUAAUUAAAAUUUUAAAAAAUGUAUCAAGUGCCAAUAAUGUUAAUUCAUCUAUUCAAUAUGGUAUAUUAUCAAUAUUAUCAAAUAUAACAAAAUUAAAAGAACCUGAACAACAAAAUCCAAAAUCAAAAUUAAAAAAUGUAACAACUCCACAAACUGGUUCUCAAAGUCAAGAAGAAAAUCAAGAAAAUAUUAAAUUAUUCAAUAAAGACUUACUUAUUGAUGAUCAUAUAAUUUCAAUUUUAACUACAUUAAAGACUUAUCAAUCUUCAAGUAAUAAUAAUUUAAAUGAAGUAAUAAAUAUAAUUUAUAAUUUAUCUUUUGAUCAAUCUAAACUGACAAGAGUGGAAUUAGUAAAACAAGGAGCAUUAAAAGUAGUAAUCAGUUACUUAGUUAAAAAUAGUGUUAUUAAAAGAGUAGAGAAUAGAGUUAUAUCUAAUCCAUCAAAAGAUGAUAUAAUUCCUGAAAUACGAUUAAAAGCUAUUAGAAGUUUAUCAAGGAUGUUAAUUUGUAUAAAUCCAGAAUUAGCUUUUGAACAUUUUGAUAUAAAGACAUGUAUACCAUUUUUAAUUGAACUUUUAGGUUCUAAUAAUGCUACGGAAAAAGAUUCAAUUUUUUAUUCAGAAGAUGAUUUAACCACGUUAGAUAAAUAUGAAUCAUUAUUAUCAUUAACAAAUAUUGCAAGUAUAGAUAAAUCAGAUUUAAAAAUAUUUAUUAUAUAUGAAAUUUUACCAUUUAUUGAUUCAUUAAUUUUAUUAAAUGAUAUAAUUCAAAUUUCAAUUUAUGAAUUAUUAAAUAAUUUAAUAUCUGAACCUAUAUUAUUAUCAAAAUUUUACAAUCUACAGUCAAAUUCAAACAAGCAAAGAUUGAUUAUUACUUUGAAGUUGUUAGGCUCUGAAAAUUUAAAUUUACAAAUUAUAAUUGCUAAAUUCUUGGUUAAUUCUACUAAUUUUGAUAUGAUUAAUGAUGUUUUAAUUGAUAAUAAAGAUAUAUUUGAUGAAUUAUUUGAAAAUAUUCUACAAAUUAUUACAACUCAAUCGAAGGAUCAAGAUUUAAUCACACCCGUAUCAUAUAUAUUAGUCAAUUUAGCUUAUGCAUUAGCUAAUCAAAAUAAAUUAUCAAUAUUAAAAUCUGAAAAAUUUAGAAUCGGUUGUAAUAACGUAUUAAAGAAUGGGAAUAAUGAAAGUAAAGAAGCUAUAAAAAAUGUUCUUGAAUUAUGCAAUAAUAAUUAA